AUGACGAUGCUUCGUUCGAACGAGCAGUGCGGCCGCCUCUGGAGCAUCCAGACCAGCCGCACCCGCAGCAACACCCGCCGCAACACCCACACCAACACCUGCCGCAACAGCAACACCCGCCGCAACACCCACACCAACACCCGCCGCAACACAACACCCGCCGCAACAUCCACAGCAACACCCGCCGCAAGAGCCGCCGCAACACCAACACCCGCAGCAAGACCAACACCCGCAGCAACACCCGCAGCAACACCCACAGCAACACCAACACCCGCCACAACAGCAACACCCGCCACAACAUCCACAGCAACACCCGCCGCAACAGCCGCUGCAACACCAACACCCGCAGCAACACCCGCCGCAACACCCGCCGCAACACCAACACCCGCCGCAACAUCCACAGCAACAGCUGCCGCAACACCAACACCCGCCGCAACACCAACACCCGCAGCAACACCAACACCUGCAGCAACACCCGCAGCACGAGCACCACGUCCGGCUGGGGACUCGAGUCCCUCCCCAGAGCUCGCGCUGCUGGGCCCAGCCCUGCACCUGCUCCCGCCACAGUCCCCGAGGAUCAAAAGAAACGCGUCACAGAACCUGUGCGGGAAACCCGGGCCUGCAGCGGGGCGGGCCCCCCCACGAGGGAGUGAUGGGGGACGCGGCUGGGUCACGUACUCACCGGGAGACGUGCCAGGCACCCGUCCUGCCGCCCCCAGUGGCCUCUGCUCUCAACACCCCGGUGCCCAAGAGCUGGGCGAGCGGCCCGCGGGCAUGCUGCUGCCAGCACAAACCGACCCCCAGGAUGCAGCAAACGAGCAAUUGCCACGUAACACGCAGGCGUGCAGCGGGCGCGACCGCGCAGCCAGGGAGACUGGCGCAGCCCUGCCAAUGCCCCUCAAUCCCCACCCGCAGCCUCCGGCUGUCCCAGCCCUGAACACCCCCCUCUGCUCAUGCCCCUUACCCUCCACCCACCCCCAGCCCAAUCUGGCUCCUCCAGCCUGCUCCAAGGCCGUUCCCGCGCUGCCUGCGCCCGGCGGCGCUCACCGCGGGCGACUCGUCAGUGGGGAAGGGGGAAAUCCGGCUUCAAACAAUUAUUGUUUUUUCCACCUGACUGGCUGCAAACUUGUUAAUUUUUUUGUAAUGGGUGAGAAGUGUAGACGGCAGCUGCCCGGGAAAUGAGUGGCUGAGCGAAGCGCGGGGCCUUGGCUGGCUUUCAGCUCUCCCGCGGCUCCCUCGCGCACGCUGCCGUCUAUAAAUAACGCCCCGUCUCCGCAAUGGCAGAACGGCAGCGCUGGGUG
This is a messenger RNA of Chrysemys picta bellii (western painted turtle), 1301 nucleotides long. NCBI's taxonomy places the organism in Eukaryota, Metazoa, Chordata, Testudines, Emydidae. The record is from RefSeq and is a predicted model, not a curated record.